Messenger RNA from Mollisia scopiformis, 415 nucleotides. RefSeq lists its product as uncharacterized. The transcript is spliced from 2 exons. Bases 115 to 327 code for a protein of 70 amino acids. Lineage: Eukaryota; Fungi; Ascomycota; Leotiomycetes; Helotiales; Mollisiaceae. The record is from RefSeq and is a predicted model, not a curated record.
GUGAGUAUUCUAUCAAACUUCAACAUGAGAGAGAGGGCAAAGACCCUCCUACCGAGGCCGAGCUUGAGCUUGGAUAUGCCUUGCCUGAGAUCAAAUUGGUAGCUCUUGUUGUGAAUGGUACUCGGUAUUGAAAUAGAAUGGUGGCUUAGGAAACUGAUUCGACUGAGUUAUCGUCUCGAGAGCGCGAGAGCGGGAAAGGUAUUACGGUCGUUUCUUUGUUGCAAAAUGAGGGGCUGGGCCAAACUGUUGGAACUUUGUGAGGACCUAACUUGUUUUCAUGAGCAUUUUUCAUUCGCGGGUUUCUAUUUGCUUUGGGCUGUUUCUUGACGCUUGCAAGCCAGACGAUCUGAGGUCGCAUUCGAUGAUUAGUCUCUCAAUCUCGGCUGGCAAUAAAAAACAUAGAAUGUUCAUGUAU